CCAGGUCUCCAAUGCCUUUGCAGGCUGUUGCCAGCCCCCACCGUGUCCCCCACCAGAGGGGGAAGCACCCAGGUCAUUCCCCCUCCCCCUGCUGGCUUUCUCCCCACAGCCCCAGCUUCCUCCUUCCUUGUGGGGUGCCCGUGUCCCCUGACAACCCACAGGUCACAGCCUGUGCCUCAGCCCCACGCCCCUUGACAACCCUCUUUGUUACAUCACCCCGACUCGUCCAACCUCCUAGAGUUGCUGGGCCACCCAAAAGGACAGAGCGUCUGGACUCUGGAACAGACAUGGCGUCAUUGGUGUGCCUACUCGGGUUGCUGACCUUGCUCGGUUCUGUUACUGCAUCGUUGGCCCCUGCUCCAGGCAGCCCACUUUCGGACGACGAAUACCGGGACUUCUUUCACAGCCUGCGGCCCCCAUGGAAGGCAGUGUUCUCGUGCACCAUGCGCCAGAGGUAUGGCUGCCUUAGCCCAGGAAUCCUGAAGCUGGACCGGGAGGAGAACCACGGGAUUGUCCCCAAAGGGUCGAUCUGCUCCGACUUCCCAGAGAGGAUGCAGUUUGAGAGCUUCUGCCAGUUCGCCCACUACCGCUGCUUCAAAGGCCAGUUCUACGUCAAGCGAAUCCAGUGUCCAAAUACGUCUACUCAUAAAAACCUCUUCCUAGCGGGGCAACAUGAGGCCGUGGGCUAUGGAGUAAAGGAUCAGAGCUCCCCUGUGAGAGAAGCCCCAGGGCAGGCUUCUGUCUCACCUCCUGGUGCCCUGCUGGAGUCUACGGGGCUGCUUCUGCUACCACCAACUGUGCCAUCGCCGGCUGCCCCUGCUCCCUCGCCUACCAAGUUGGAAUCCCCUGCCCAGGAAGAGACAUCGUGGAAGCAACGCCUGUGGAGCAGCAUCUCGAAGCUGAUCUCCUUGGCCCUCUCCACAGAGAACUCAUCGGGCACGCACAGCUCCUCUCCACAGCGCAGCCCGGAGGCAGGGAGCACACCCGGCACUGCUGAGGAGGCAGCACAGGCAGCUGCUCCCCAUGGCAGUCUUUCAGACCUCAAGAAUGACGAGGCAGUGAUGAUCCUGUGCUCUGUGGUGAUGAAGGAAAACUGUCUCACAUCACUGCUCACCAAGUCUUGGAAGGAGCUAGAAGAGACACUCUUUGGCUUUGGAGAUUCGGUGUGUGACAGCAUGGGUCGGCGCCACAUGGACCUGCACCCUCACUCUGCUUUCUGUUCGCUGAAGAUGGAGCAGUGUCAGAACAGGAAAAACCUGAAACGCGUUCACUGUGAUUCAGGCAACUUCACCAACUACAUCAGCCCUCAGGUCUCAGCUCAGCUCCAGGCUGCAGAGAAGGAGACCAGCUCCUCACAGCCCUUGCAGGUCAACAACAUGGAGAAUUUAGGAGGGCCGAGGGUAGAGCAGUGGUGCAGCCAGAUAGCGAGCCGUGGUUGUGAAGAUCCUCGUGUGUCUCUGUGGUUGAAGGCAGAGUACAAUGCCUUACAAGAAGGAGAUGCCCCAGCCCAAAUCUGCGACUCAAACGGAGUGAGGUACCCAAACUACUGCACCUUCAAGAGCCACCAGUGUCUCCAGCAGAGCCUCUACAAUCAGAAGAUGAGAAGCAGCUUGCACUGCCCUUCACACACCCUUUUCCUCCGUGGCCGGUCUCUUCACAUAUAG
Cuculus canorus (common cuckoo) is the source of this 1664-nucleotide messenger RNA. RefSeq names its product acrosin-binding protein-like. Gene Ontology annotation, cellular component: nucleus; acrosomal vesicle. The record is from RefSeq and is a predicted model, not a curated record. NCBI's taxonomy places the organism in Eukaryota, Metazoa, Chordata, Aves, Cuculiformes, Cuculidae. The transcript is spliced from 9 exons. Gene Ontology annotation, molecular function: protein binding. Bases 288 to 1664 code for a protein of 458 amino acids.